Molecule: messenger RNA, 486 nt
Organism: Neofelis nebulosa (Clouded leopard)
Lineage: Eukaryota; Metazoa; Chordata; Mammalia; Carnivora; Felidae
Product: histone H2B type 1-B
Exons: 1
Coding region: 58-438 (126 amino acids)
Cellular component (GO): nucleosome
Molecular function (GO): protein heterodimerization activity; DNA binding; structural constituent of chromatin
Source: RefSeq, a predicted model, not a curated record
CUAACCUUUGUUGUGGGGAGUGCGAUUAGCAUUUCUACAGCUCCUAGAAAAAAAACCAUGCCUGAGCCCUCCAAAUCUGCUCCUGCCCCGAAGAAGGGCUCCAAGAAAGCCAUCACUAAGGCGCAGAAGAAGGAUGGCAAGAAGCGCAAGCGCAGCCGCAAGGAGAGCUAUUCCAUCUACGUGUACAAGGUACUGAAGCAGGUGCACCCCGACACCGGCAUCUCGUCCAAGGCCAUGGGCAUCAUGAACUCGUUCGUGAACGACAUCUUCGAGCGCAUCGCGGGCGAGGCGUCGCGCCUGGCGCAUUACAACAAGCGCUCGACCAUCACGUCCCGGGAGAUCCAGACGGCCGUGCGCCUGCUGCUGCCCGGGGAGCUGGCCAAGCACGCCGUGUCCGAGGGCACCAAGGCCGUCACCAAGUACACCAGCUCCAAGUGAGUGUUUGGAGGCACGAUCCAACCCAAAGGCUCUUUUCAGAGCCACCCA